GAAGUUUUGGGAAUUGAAGCAGUGCGAAAAGCUAUUGAGCGUGAAAUGAAUCACGUUAUUUCGUUUGAUGGUUCCUAUGUCAACUAUAGACAUUUGGCUCUUCUGUGUGACGUUAUGACUGCUAAAGGCCAUCUGAUGGCAAUCACUCGUCAUGGCAUUAACAGACAAGAAGUGGGAGCUCUUAUGCGAUGUUCAUUUGAAGAAACUGUUGACAUUCUCAUGGAAGCGGCAGUUCAUGCUGAACAAGAUCCUGUGAAAGGUGUAUCUGAGAAUAUUAUGCUGGGUCAAUUAGCUAGAGCUGGGACGGGUUGUUUCGAUUUGGUUCUCGAUGCUGACAAAUGUAAAUUGGCUAUGGAAAUACAAACCGGUGGCGGCCUUUUGGGUACUGGCGGGAUGUAUUUUGGCAGUUCUAUGUCUCCAGCAAGCUCAUCGAUGAGUCCAGGACAAACUCCAUGGAAUGCCGGCACAACACCUGCUUAUGGAGCUGCAUGGAGUCCAGCAACUGAUUCAGGAAUGACUCCUGGUGGAGCAGGCUUUUCACCUUCAGGACACAGCGAAGGAGGCUUUUCACCUUAUGGAGGCAGCGGAAGUUGGAGCCCAGGAUCGCCUGGUGGAUCUCUCGGAGGAAUGUCACCAUCUGGUGCAGGUGCAUAUUCUCCGGCUAGUGACUAUGGUUCCGGUUUAGAAGGACUUAGCAGUCCGGGUUAUUCGCCGACCAGUCCGGCAUCUCCUUACGGUGCUUCAUCACCUGCUUAUGGUGUCAUGAGUCCACGAUAUUCUCCAACGAGUCCAAGUUACUCUCCAACUUCUCCAAGUUAUUCACCUACUUCACCAAGUUACAGCCCUACUUCACCUGGUUACUCACCUACUUCUCCGAGUUAUAGUCCUACCUCUCCAGGCUACUCACCGACUAGCCCAAGUUAUUCUCCAACUUCACCAUCUUAUUCACCGACUUCGCCAAGUUAUUCUCCAGCAUCACCUGGUUACUCACCAUCAUCCCCGCGCUACUCACCUACUUCACCAGCCUACAGUCCAACAAGCCCAACAUAUAGUCCUACAUCGCCUGCUUAUUCUCCGACUAGUCCAACAUAUAGUCCAACGAGUCCAUCUUAUAGUCCCGCUUCUCCUGGUUAUUCUCCAUCUUCUCCUCGUUAUUCUCCUACAAGUCCAACCUACAGUCCCACAAGUCCAGCGUACAGUCCUUCGUCGCCACAGUAUAGUCCCAGUAGCCCUCAGUAUUCGCCGUCAUCACCGCAGUACACACCAAGUUCACCAGCUGGCGAUGCCUCACCCGCGUAUUCGCCGACAUCACCGCAAUACUCACCAUCUUCGCCAAGAUACAGUCCAUCAAGUCCACAGUACUCGCCGACAUCACCUCAGUACAGUCCAAGUUCGCCAGGUGGAGCAGGCACUUCGUACUCACGAAGUUCACCGCAGUACAGUCCGUCAUCUCCACAAUACUCGCCAAGUUCACCACAGUAUUCUCCAUCAUCACCACAGUAUAGCCCAUCUUCUCCACAGUACUCUCCUGGCGAUUGA
This is a messenger RNA of Cercopithifilaria johnstoni, 1539 nucleotides long. The record is from the annotation of a GenBank genome assembly. Lineage: Eukaryota; Metazoa; Nematoda; Chromadorea; Rhabditida; Onchocercidae.